Messenger RNA from Rotaria sp. Silwood2, 375 nucleotides. NCBI's taxonomy places the organism in Eukaryota, Metazoa, Rotifera, Eurotatoria, Philodinida, Philodinidae. The record is from the annotation of a GenBank genome assembly.
AUUUUUGAACUUCCUCUAAUCUCAAAGCGUUCUAAUUCUAUAGUAAAAUAUGAAUUCGAACAGAGUGCAUCAGUGUACGAAUGUUCUUUCGUUAGUAGAUUCAAAACUUAAAAAUUAAAUCAACACUAUGAAUAAACAUUCUCAUCUAUUAGACUUUAUAUUUUGAGCGAGUAUUUGUCAUAAUAUCGUUUUUUCUUCUUUAGAACAAAUCAAUUUACAGCUCUUCGUGUACGUUGGUCACCAAUUGAAGAACAUGUUAUAUCAUUAAUAAAUGGUUCACUUGCAUUUUAUUUUCCUCGUAAACAACCUAAUACUCCUAAUAUACCGGAUGGCCCAAAAGUAAGGAAUAAUAAUGGAUAUCCGAUAAUAACUGAU